AUGCGUUAUUUGAAUGGUGAAGUGUCCGAGGCUGUUGGAUACUAUUGGCAUCGAAACUCGAGCGAUGCUACAGGAUACCUAUUUCACCUUGAUACAUCCGGCAACUACAUCCUGGACCCCUCAACAGGCUCCUACGUGGCAGCCCAAGAGUACAAGACAUUUGCAGUUUUUGCCUGCAACCCUCUGCUACCCAUCAUGGUCACGGAUAUGGAUCCGUUGGUGUACCAAUCUCAUUGGGACCUGCUUAGAAUCUUCCACUCACGAGCAAUUCAGAGUGGCCUCUCCCAGGUCGUGACUCUUGAGAGCCCUGUGGCAGAAGGGCCGGCCCCAGUGCGGUACGUGGCUGGGAAGUCGCCUAGCUGGGUGCCAGGACUGAUUCCUGAAACAUAUCGUAACCCUUCUUCUCAUGCCCCGGCCUCAUUGGGCUUAGGGGGUGAGCUACCCGUUAUCUUGAGCCUCAUGGCUCUGAAUGCACGUCCCUUGAGCGGGGGCGAAAACGAGGCAAAUGAAGUUUUCUUAGAGAAGCAGCAGUGGUGCAAUGGGCGAUGGCGAGGAAAUAAGGUCCCAAAGGGGCAUCCAGACACUGCCCAGGAUGACCCGAACGGGUUUCUCUGCAUGGUUUUUCUUGAUCCUGAAAACCCGGGUUGCACUGCGGAGACCUUGAAUUUUUUUGAGUGGCACACGGCUAUUAUUCGCGGCUGA
Messenger RNA from Fusarium keratoplasticum, 702 nucleotides. RefSeq lists its product as uncharacterized. NCBI's taxonomy places the organism in Eukaryota, Fungi, Ascomycota, Sordariomycetes, Hypocreales, Nectriaceae. The transcript is spliced from 2 exons. Bases 1 to 702 code for a protein of 233 amino acids. The record is from RefSeq and is a predicted model, not a curated record.